GUUUGCCAACCGAAAAUAAACCUAAACAAAGAAGAAUAUGAGCACAUGACACUUGUACGGAAGCGCUGAGUGAUAAACAGACAACAACAAGAUGGCAUCACACCCGGGAGGAGGCGAUCAAGGCAUUACUAAAGACCAGUUACUGGAAGUAGGAGCCGUUUUGUUAAAAGAUUUCAUCUUCGAGCGUGUUCAGCGGCAUGGAGACGGCAAUACUGAAGUGACCAGGGCACAGCUGGGUGGAGGAGAGCUGUGUGACCCAAACCACAAGAAGCUUGCCCAGUGCCUGCAGCAGAUUGGAGAUGAGCUGGAUGGAAAUGUAGAGCUCCAAAGGAUGAUAAACAACUCUUCACUCAGUCCCACAAAAGACAUGUUUAUGAAAGUUGCCAUUGAGAUCUUUUCAGAUGGAAAAUUCAACUGGGGCAGGGUGGUUGCACUGUUCUACUUUGCCUGUCGACUCGUCAUCAAAGCUCUUGUGACCAAAGUUCCUGAUAUCAUCAGAACAAUAAUCAACUGGACCAUGGAAUACCUCCAAGAAAAUGUGAUCAACUGGAUCAGGGAGCAAGGUGGCUGGGAGGGUAUUCGAUCCCACUUUGGCACACCCACAUGGCAGACGGUGGGAGUUUUCUUGGCCGGUGUUCUCACCACUGUUCUAGUCAUUCGCAAGAUGUGAGGGGUUUGUGAAGAGAUGAAGAAGAAGUACGCGUGUGGGAAAUGGGGACUAGAACAUGAGAGAACAGAAAGAAGUUAUGGCAGAGUGAACAAGAUGAACAGGAAUGAGUUUGCAUUUGGACACAAAGAGCCACUCUUUGUUUCUGCCUCCCUGUUAUAUCCAAGGAUUGGGAGUUAGACUAAACGCACUAAUCGCUCCCAUGAUUCCUAUGCCACUGAGGAAGUGAGCCCAAAGUGUGCGGGGGGUCGG
Messenger RNA from Perca fluviatilis (European perch), 919 nucleotides. RefSeq names its product apoptosis regulator BAX-like. The coding region runs from base 92 to 670 and encodes 192 amino acids. The transcript is spliced from 6 exons. Lineage: Eukaryota; Metazoa; Chordata; Actinopteri; Perciformes; Percidae. Gene Ontology annotation, molecular function: protein homodimerization activity; channel activity; protein heterodimerization activity. The record is from RefSeq and is a predicted model, not a curated record. Gene Ontology annotation, cellular component: mitochondrial outer membrane. Gene Ontology annotation, biological process: extrinsic apoptotic signaling pathway in absence of ligand; mitochondrial fusion; positive regulation of apoptotic process.